CCAGGGCUGCGGCAGGAGGAGGAGCGCAGGGGCCGGGGGGUAGUGCGGCUUGGAGGUCUGGCCGGCCAGCAGGCAGCGCGGCCUUGGCCUGUGUGACUGGGUGGCACCGGCGUGACCUCCAGCUGGAGAGGAUUCAAGAUGACCAACGAGGAACCUCUUCCCAGAAAGGUUCGGCUGGGUGAAACAGACUUCAAAGUUAUGGCACGAGAUGAGUUCAUUCUAAGAUGGAAACCAUAUGAAGCAUAUGCCCAAGCUUUGAAGGGCAAGUACACAGAUCUUAACUCUAAUGAUGUGCCUGGGUUAAGGGAAUCUGAAGAAAAAUUAAAGCAACAGCAGCAAGAGUCUGCGCGCAGGGAAAACAUCCUUGUAAUGCGACUCGCAACCCAGGAGCAAGAGAUGCAGGAGUGUACUACGCAAAUCCAGUACCUCACGCAAGUCCAGCAGCCUAGUGUUGCCCAAGUGAGAUCAACGAUGGCAGACCCAGCAAUCAACGUGUUUUUCCUAAAAAUGAAACGUGAACCCGAACAGUCUGAAGACAAACUGGAACAAGGCCAAAAUGAACUGAGUGCCUGGAUGUUUACACCUGAGAGAGGCCUGAUGGUGUUGGACUAUUCCGAAGAAGUAGCCACCUCCGAAAAAUUCCCCUUCUAG
Messenger RNA from Lutra lutra (Eurasian river otter), 651 nucleotides. Its product is annotated as pre-mRNA-splicing regulator WTAP-like. Gene Ontology annotation, cellular component: nucleus. The record is from RefSeq and is a predicted model, not a curated record. NCBI's taxonomy places the organism in Eukaryota, Metazoa, Chordata, Mammalia, Carnivora, Mustelidae. The transcript has 2 exons. The coding region runs from base 139 to 651 and encodes 170 amino acids. Gene Ontology annotation, biological process: regulation of alternative mRNA splicing, via spliceosome.